Molecule: messenger RNA, 1104 nt
Organism: Phaedon cochleariae (mustard beetle)
Lineage: Eukaryota; Metazoa; Arthropoda; Insecta; Coleoptera; Chrysomelidae
Source: the annotation of a GenBank genome assembly
AUGGCACUAAAUCAAGACGAUGCCAAACAAGUAGUAAGGGUGGAUCAGGACUCGGAAACGGACCUACAGGCGCUCUUCGACAGUGUUUUGAAACCAGACUCUAAAAGACCUUUACAAGUGCCAUGGAGUAUGCGAAAGCUCCCAGAUUCAUUUUUUAACCCGCCGUCGACAGGGUCGAAAUCCAUAAACCAUUCUCGCGAAAAUUCUGUGGAUUCUGCUUUCGGAGGUGGCGGUACAGGUGCUGGUCCCGUCAAUUCUGUACCCCUGCAAACUGCCCACCACCGGGCGCACAGCUCUCCAGCUUCCCUUCAACAAACAUACGCUGUGGGGCAGGCACAGGCUCCCGUACAUCACAUUAAACAGAGGUCGUACGACGUGGCGACCAAAACAGAAGAUAACACCCCCCUGCCGCCCGGAUGGGAACAAGCUCGUACCCCUGAAGGACAGGUGUAUUAUUUAAACCACACAACACGUACUACGACGUGGGAAGACCCUCGAAAGUCCUUGGCUGCCCAAGCGGCUGCGCAGCAACACCAAAGCGCUGAACAACUUCUGACUGCACACCAACUGUCACAUCCACAAUCGCCCAACCCUAACGCCACCCACCUUCAGCAACGUACUUCAGCUUCUAACGUAGUCGGAACCAAUUGGCAUUCAUCCGCCAAAGCCCAACAAAUCAGGUUACAGCAGUUAGAGAUGGAGCGAGAGAGACUCAAACAGAGGCAGCAGGAGAUCAGGCGACAGCAGGAGAUCAUGAUGAGAAGCUCCAACGAUUUGCCAGUCAUGGACCCGUUUCUGUCCAGCCUGACUGACCAUUCGAGGCAGGAGUCUGGAGACAGUGGACUAGGUAUGGGAACAACAUAUUCGAUGCCACAUACACCUGAAGACUUUCUGGCCAAUAUGGACGACAACAUGGACGUUGGCAGCGAGAGCCACACCAUGGAGACCCCAGACAUCUCAACGCUCAGCGACAAUAUUGAUUCGACGGACGACUUAGUGCCUACCCUACAGUCUUUGGGGGAAGAAUUCCCCAUACUGGACGAUGUCCAGUCUCUGAUAAAUCCGCCGACUACAAGAGCUGACAACGUACUAAUUUGGUUGUAA